AUGGCCUCACCUGUAAAACUGCCUGCUGGUGCUACUGAAAACUUCGACGUAAGGGAGAUCAGACUCCGUUUUCAGGUUUUAUCGGUAAGUAAAUGAAAGCACAAACAAAUUAUGUAAAUUGUACUUUAUAGUAACACGACUAAAGUAGUGCAUUUAAAUUAUUUGGAUUGGAUUGGAGAAUGAAGUUCUUAUGCAAAGUUUGUGUUUGGCAAUUAAAAAGUUGUACGGGAUCUGAUUUGACUGUUAUCAUGUGUUGUGGUGUAUUAUCUAGUGACGUGAAGAUCAUUUUAUUGGUAAAACAUUUUUGAAUAUAUAUAGUGGUAGGUAUUCCGGUAUUGAGGACAUGAUGAAGAACAAUGUUUUUGUGUGAACACAGUAAUACGGAAAUUCUUUGUUAUUACGUAGGUAGCAGCUGCAUUGCUCACUAUACAGAUGUAUGUGCAUCAGAGCAUAGAUUCUGUAGAUGUAGGAGUUACAUUAAAUGAUUUGCAUGUUAAUUAUGUGUCUAUUAUUGUUCUGAUGAAAGUAAAUGUAAGAUUUGUGGUUAAAUGUGUGUGCUGUUGUGGAGCAUCUUGAAAACUUAAAUAUUAUGCAACUGGACUGUGUGAAAUUCAGAAAACAUUGGCUACUUAUCCAAGAAGCUUCUCUAUUUCAGAAUUGCUAAUGUGAAUGUGUGUGUUUUACUGAGGGGCCCAGAAAACAACUGGGAGGUGUUGGGUCGUCAACUCUGGGUGUGUCCCCUUUUAAUUUAAUUGUUAACCUGAAAGAGUUAACAACUUAGAGAAAGCCCUCAAUGACCACACCCAGGGUAUUUUCAAUGACAACACACAGGGUAUUUCAUUCCAGGUGGAGUCUGAAUGUUAUGUCCUAAAGUGGUUUUUUAGGUUCAAAUGACCAUAAUUUGUGUUUUUGAUGAUGUUGUUAUGAUUAAUUAUUCCUUUUUGUUUUUUGUUUCAGUAUGCAAUAAAGGACGAAACCCUAGACAGGAUGGCCAUCUUCCAUGAAAGUAUGGCGUGCAAUACUUUUGCACUCACGACAACAGCAAGGAUGGCACGCCAACUAAAAGCAGCAGAAGAACGCUCUGCUUAUCUUGAAAGAGCAAUGACAACUCAAAAAGAGGAAAUUGCUCGCUUAAAAGACACCAACCUCACUCUAUCAAAGCAGUUAGAGGCAGCCCAAGUGGGUCUUGACAGCAUGUGUAAGUAUUUAUCAGUCAUGUUUGUCUUUAUAUAGGUGAAAAUUAUAAUGUUUUAUUGAACACGUUGAAUAAAUGUAAUAUGUAAUUCAUUUAUUGCAGAAGUAAUUGUUGUAUUUUUAUGUGUGUAAUUUCUUUUUGACUGUUUUGAGUCAUAUGAAUUUUUUGGUGUAUGUGUUGUGAUGUAUGUGGUCAGUCUAUCAAUAAUUGAUUAAGUGUUAUUUUAAAUGUGUUUAGGUGAAGCUGUUGGUUUUUUUGAUGAUGAAGACAGGGCUGGUGAGAGUGCCAGCAAAAUCUCAGGAUUGCAAAGUAUGUGGCAUUGUUUGUAAUUACAAAGAUGAAGAAGCCGAUAGAAUUCAAAAUGUGGGGACAACAAUAAGGUGAUGUGUGUGUGUUCAUUGUACACAUGUGGGAAUGUUGCAUGUCCUGUUUUUAUGUAAACUGAAAGUGAUAAUUUAAAACAUUAUUAACAUUGAUUUGAAUCAUUUUUAGGUAUACCACCAGUGGAAGCAGCUGACAAAGACCUCACCUCAGCUGAGAAAACAAUUGCUGGUGUCCUUGACGUAGUAGAGGAGGGGUGCACAUUAGAUGAUAACUGUGACUCUGAAGAA
Molecule: messenger RNA, 1806 nt
Organism: Xyrichtys novacula (pearly razorfish)
Lineage: Eukaryota; Metazoa; Chordata; Actinopteri; Labriformes; Labridae
Source: the annotation of a GenBank genome assembly